Messenger RNA from Bufo bufo (common toad), 5188 nucleotides. It is a transcript of the gene TCOF1, whose product is annotated as treacle ribosome biogenesis factor 1. Gene Ontology annotation, molecular function: protein binding. The transcript has 32 exons. The coding region runs from base 64 to 4608 and encodes 1514 amino acids. NCBI's taxonomy places the organism in Eukaryota, Metazoa, Chordata, Amphibia, Anura, Bufonidae. The record is from RefSeq and is a predicted model, not a curated record.
GCACAUGGUUGUGGCGGAGGAGGACGUGUGCUGUGCAGAGUCUGAGCCGUCACUGCGUGCAUCAUGGUGACCCGCACCAGCCAGCUCCUGGCUCUCAUUCACCAGCAUCUCCUGCAGAAUGGAUACGGCAGGACAGCUAGAGAGCUGCAGAUAGAGAGCGGAGAGCAGUUCAUUUCACAGACGGCGUCUCUCAAACAGAUCUUCAGGCACUGGAACACGAAAGACCAGAAGAGGAAGGGCAGCAAUGAGAGCGAUGCCCCGAGCAAGAAACCACGGUUGCAGGAUCCCGUCAGCUCUUCUGAAUCUUCCGAUGAGGAGGAUAAUGCUCAUCCAAAAGGAGCAGAUCUGGUGGUCCAAGGCAAAAAGGACUCUAUCAAGAAGGCAGGCAAGCUCAAAACGAAAUCUUCCACACCCAAGAAAAUGAAUUCUGCUAAAAAGUCGGCAUCAAAAGGGAAAGGCACCACUAAAACGGGAGCAGCAUCCCUAAAUCUCAAGCCUGUGGCUCACGAAACUCCUGUAACACUGGCAAAAAGCAGCGAAGACUCUGAUAGUGAGGAUGAGACCGUUCCAUCCAAAGCUACUCCGGUACUUGAAAGACCUUUAAAGUCUACCCCAGCAGAAGUCGUAAAGAGCAAGACUUCAUUAUCUACUGACUCUCGGGCAGCAUGGCAUGACAAGAGCGUGCCUGCUAAAACGACAACUACAAAACCCCUUAAACCCCUUUCAUCCUCCAAUGGGAAAGCCAUGGCUAAAGAGGACAGCAGUGAGACUUCUGAGAGCAGCGAUGAAACAGACAUUGAGAAACCACCAGUGACUGUGACUCCAAACAUCACUACUCAAUCUGUAUCCAAGUUAAAAACAAAAACUCCCUCUACUGGGACACAACCAAAGGAAGAUAGUUCAGAGAGUAGUGAAUCAGAAAGUGAGGAGGAGCCAGGAUCACAGACGCUAACCCCAGCGACUUUUCAGGUGAAAGCCAUCACACCAUCACCCAAGACCUCAGCAGCAAAGUUGAAAGCCACAAAGAAGAAUGCCAUAACCAAAGCUGCACCUGUGGCCCCAGCCUCCCAGAGCGGCAGUGCAGUAGGAAAACCGCCUGCUAAGACAAUGGUAGAUGAGACCAGUGAGGACUCGGACAGUGAUGAAGAGUUGGUGCCAUUGACUCCCAUCCCUACAGCUCCAAGUAGUGUUCAGGCAUCAAAGCAAAAGUUGCAAAUGCAGCCCACUGUGCCAAAGCCUAGCUCAGAUGAGAGUUCAACAAGUAGCGAGACAGAAAGUGAAGAGGAACCCGUAAGACAGAAGAUGCCAUUGGCAGAAGUUGCAGCUUCACAAGACAAAGUAGACCCACCAGUGACUGUGUCACAGAGCAAACCAGCAAAGAGCGACUGUAAUGACGCAAGUGCAGAUACAGUCGUUGCUGUUGUGUCCGAGAAAAGUGCUUCCCUAGGGAAAACCCAGAGCCCUGCCAAGGCAGAAGUGUCUGAGACCAGUGAUUCCUCAGACAGUGAGAAGGAACCAGAGAACCAGAAGACAACUGCAUCACCAAAGAAGAGUGUGACCCCUGCGACUCAGGCAAAGGUUUCUAGUGCUCACGCUUCCAAGCCGAGCACAGUUGUACCAGCAGCAGCUGAGGGGUCAGAGAGCAGUGACUCCUCUGACAGUGAGUCGGAGGCGCCCAAGAACCAGAAGACAACUGCAUCGCCAAAGAAGAGUGUGACCCCUGCGACUCAGGCAAAGGUUUCUAGUGCUCAGGCUUCCAAGCAGAGCACAGUUGUACCAGCAGCAGCUGAGGGGUCAGAGAGCAGUGACUCCUCUGACAGUGAGUCGGAGGCGCCCAAGAAAGCUGCCAACAAUUUCCCAAAGGUAAUUGUGAGGACACCGGUCCCAAGUACAAAACGGCCUGUAGCGACUUCACAUUUAGCAAAGGCCAGAACCCCUCUGCCUGCCCCUGCAGAUGACACUUCUGAAACGGAAGACUCUGAUCAUGAAGAGAAGCCGGCGGCCAAGAAAACUGCAAGUCAGCUUUCAGCAUCCAGUUUGAAAACACCGUCCACCAGUGCAAAACAACCCGUGACGCCAUCUCACCCAGCGAAUGCAGUUGCUGGAAAGUCAAGAUACUUACAGAAGACGACAGUUGCAGAUGAUUCUUCAGAAACAGAAGACUCUGAUAGCGAGGAGGAUGAAGGGGCAAAGAAAACUGGCAGUAAACUUCCAGCAUCAAGUGUGAAGACACCACCCACAGGGCGCAAACAGCCUGUAACAUUGGCUGCACAUACAACUCCACUGCCUGCAGAUGACAGCUCGGAAACGGAGGAUUCAGAUAGCGAUGAAUCGCUUCCCAAGGCACCACCAGGAAUUGUAACCCCAAAGCAGAAGCCCAUAGCUAAAUCUACAGCUGUGACCCCAGCGUCACAAGCCAGUGUUGCAGCAGUGAGGACUCCUGCCAAGACGGCAGCUGAUGAGAGCAGCGAGGACUCUGAUAGUGAUGAAGAGCCUAGCUCUUCUAUAAAAGCUCCAGUUCCAACAAUCAGUCCAUCGGUUAGACCAUCUGAAUCAAUCACUGCACGUGUCCCAGACUCUGAUGCUGACUCUGAAAGCAGCGACUCUGAAGAGAAAACGCCUACUGUAGGCACUACAAAACCGAGCAAGCCAGCCCUUGCUGCCAAAGGGAAACCAGGAAUUUCUGCAACUUUACAACCAGAUGAAGAAAGCAGUUCAGAUGACAGUGACUCUGACUCGGACACAAAUGAGCAUGUACAAUCUGCUAUACAAACACCGAAAACAAAAGUUGCAUCACAUAAUAAAACUGCAGCAACCCCAUCGCCAGCACCACUUAGUGCUACCAAAGAGAAGACUCCUGGAUCCAGGAAAGCCAGAGUUGCCCAAAACCCAUCAACUGACACUUCUGAAACCAUCGACUCCUCAGAUUAUGACAAUCCUCUGCCUGCUCAGACAUUAAAGGGUUCCUUCGUACCUCAAAAAAGAACAGUAAAGCGGUCACUGCAACCCGGAACUGCAGUCAAAAGCAAGAAAGGGAGUCCUGUCAAGGCUGUAACAGACACCAUGAAGGAGAGCUCGGGCAGCAUCAAAGAGGAUCAAAAAACAGAUGUACGUGCUUUGCCAAAGCACAAGAUGUCUACAGCUAUUUCUCUAUUGACGUCCACUCCAUCUGGAGACUCCCCAUCCAAGGGUAAAGCAGGGUUGCCCAUGAAGAGUCAAAAAGCAGUGAUGACAGCCCAAGCGUUGGUCAAAGAGAGCAGUGAAUCUGAGAGCCAUGGGAAGGUCACUGAACAGGUUGGAACACCAGCCCCAAAAAGAAACCGCUCUGUAGCUAAAACACCAAAAGCAUCCAAAGAGAAAACUGUAAAGCCUGCAAGUCGCGGUAAAACUUCUGUUGCGCUGCCUGCAAAGGUGUCAAGCGAGUCUUCCGAAAGUAGCUCCUCGGGCGAGAAGGCAGCUAAGGCUACAAAGCAGACACCAACCGUGCAAACUAAACUGGAAAAGUUCUUCACUAAGCACAGCAUUACUCCAGCAAAGACCAAGGCCAAAACCACUGCUAGUCUGCUUAAGGCAUUCCUUACAGACUCGGAUGAGACAUCAGACGAUGAGGAGAAGCCUGUGGAGGAAGCGACACCUGCACCAGACGCCCCUAAAACAUCACGUGGAAAGCAUAAGGAGAGACUGGACUCAUCCAGCCUUGCAACUUCAAGGACCAAGGCAAAAAUGGCGUGUCUUCUAUCCAGCCCCAAGGCUACAAAUAAUGAUAGCAAAGUUUCAGGAGAUGUUCCCAGUAAACCAACCGCAUCUGGAGAAGAGGAUGAUUCUGCAGAUAAUAGUGAGCCAGAAGAAUCUCAGAGUCUUCUUCAAGCAAAAACUCCUUCAAAACCUUUAUCAACGAAACGUAAGCAAGACAAAGAAGAUAAGACUGCUUUGGCUGAUGAAAGUAUUGCACAUUCAAGUAAAAAGAAGCACAGAGUUAAAACCCAGCCUUCAACAAAGUCCUCUCUCGCUUCUCCAGCCACCCCAGGAGCUUUGCUGGAUUCUGAAGAGGAGACUGUUAUGGCCUUGUUGGAAGGACGGAGUCCCAAAAAGUCAAGAAAAAAUCCCUCUAAAAAGACUGUAGCGGCAACUCUGGUUGUAGCAUCUUCAACACCAACAGUACAAGAUAGUAAUGUCCUUGAGAAGAGUCUACCACCACCUGUCCCUGAGAGUCCAAGCUCGGUACACAAAGGGGACAAGACUCUUGAUGCAAAAUCCCCUGGUGUCACAGAACUCAGCCAUUUGUCUGCAAAGAAAGAGAAGCGUAGCAAGAAGCGCAAGAGUUCCCCUGAGGAUGGACUCUCCAAACAGAAGCAUAAGAAGGCAAAGAAGGAGAAGAAAGAUAAGAAAGUCAAAGACACCAGCAUAACUGGAGAGGCUGCCAGGCCUAAACCAUCCAAAAAGGAGAAGAAAUCUGAAAAGAGCAAGAAAAAAAACGAUAAAAAACAAAAGAAAAACGAAAGCGAGAAACUAUCACAAAGUCUAAUUGCUCCAGUUGGAGAGUCAACAGAUUCUGGAGUCAGCCUCCAGUCGAAACCCAAGAAAAAGAAGAAGGUAAAGGGUGACUAAACGGCUGACUGAAGUCCUCGUAGAAACUAAGAACUUCACUGGAUGGAAGAUUUAUUUCCAAGCUGUUAUAUUUGAUAUGUAUUUUGUCUACAUCGUGUCAGGGUAACCAGAAAAAGAUGAUGUUUAUUUUAUUACUUUUUUUUUUAAAGGUAUGAAGCAUUACCCUUUUUUUUUUUACAGACUUAGGCAUGUAAAGCCUGUACAGGUCUGGACAGUCACGGAUAAUAAACUUUUUUUAAGCUGUGAUUGUGACCUGUCUGAUGCCAAUGAAAUGACAUAAUUUCAUUACGGUAAUUCCAAUGAAGCUGGGUCACCUGAUUUAUGUGAACUGAACUUUUUUUUUUUUUUUUUUUUUUUUUUUAAUGCCUGUAAGAUAUUUUUAUACUUUUUAAAAAGCUUUAUUUUAAGGCAUUAACAGAGUGAUUUCAUUGUACUUAGUUUUUGUGAUUGGGACAUGUGGUUCGUUGGUAUGGUCGUAUGUGUUGGCAAGAAGGGUCAUUACUUUGUACUGUCUACCGUCCCACUGAAAGUGAAAUAAAACAGUUGGUAUGAUAUCGCAUUGUGUGGCAUCUGAACAGUG